CAGUCUUCCUCGCGGCCAACGGUACUGUCAACUGGCAGUCCGUCUACAUGUUUGGAUACCAGGCACACAAUGAGCUGGCUACGCUAGGCAAGGAGUUCACCAAGAAGUUCUACAGCGUUGCCGCCGACCAGAAGAUCUACUCCUACUACCAAGGCUGCUCCGAGGGAGGUCGUGAGGGAUGGAGUCAGGCACAGCGGUUCGCUGACCAGUUUGACGGUCUUGCCAUUGGCGCGCCUGCUUUCCGAUACGGACAGCAGCAGGUCAACCACCUGACGGCCAACGUCAUGGAACAAACCCGAAACUACUUCCCUCCAAGCUGCGAACUCGAAAAGAUCCUCAACAUGACCAUCGCCGCCUGCGAUCCCCUCGACGGCAAGACCGACGGCGUCAUCGCCCGCUCCGACCUCUGCAAGAAUACAUUCGACUUCAACACCACCAUCGGACAAGCCUACUCCUGCCCCGCCAAAGCCGCCAGCACCGGCCCCGGCUUCCCUACCCCGGCAAGCCCGGCCCAGAACGGCACCGUCACCACCGAGGCCGCGACUUUGGUCAAGGACUACUACGACGGCCUUCACGACUCCACGGGAAAGCGAGUCUACCUCAACUACCAGCCCGGUUCAGCCUUCUCCGACGCGACGGCCUCGUUCGACGAGGCAACGCAGACCUGGGGCCUGAGCAUCUCCGGCCUCGGCGGCGAAUGGGUCGCACGAUACCUCCAGCUCCGCGACACCAGCGACCUCGGUACUCUUGCCAACGUCACCGCUGAUACCCUCCGCGACUGGAUGCUCUACGGCAUGAACAAGUACGCCGACUCGCUGCAGACGACGCACCCUGACCUCAGCGGAAUCCAGUCCGCUGGUGGCAAGAUCCUCCACAUCCACGGCGAGCAGGACGAUUCUAUCCCCGCCGCCUCGUCGGUGCACUACUACGAGUCUGUGCGGAGCAUCAUGUUCCCCGGCCAGGGCUUCAACGAGAGCGGUGCAGCCAUGGACGAUUUCUACAGGCUGUACCUUGUUCCUGGCGGCGCCCACUGCGGUGCCAACUCGAACCAGCCCGGCGGCGGAUGGCCUCAGACGACGCUGCAGACUGUGAUCGAGUGGGUUGAGAAGGAUGCUGCCCCGGCGACGCUGAACAACACAGGUGUCGGCAUCGACACGCUCUGCCGCUGGCCUAUGCGGCCUUUGUGGUCUAACGAUGGUGCUUCCUUCGAUUGUGUUUAUGACCAGGCUUCUAUUGACAGCUGGAUGUACACUUUCGAUGCCUUCAAGAUGCCCGUCUACUGA
This is a messenger RNA of Colletotrichum scovillei, 1283 nucleotides long. RefSeq names its product tannase. The coding region runs from base 48 to 1283 and encodes 411 amino acids. NCBI's taxonomy places the organism in Eukaryota, Fungi, Ascomycota, Sordariomycetes, Glomerellales, Glomerellaceae. The record is from RefSeq and is a predicted model, not a curated record. The transcript is spliced from 2 exons.